GGAGGAAAAAAAAAAAGAACAACAAAAAUGAAGACAUGUAUGAUAAUCUUGUUGGUGAUUUUUAGCAUCUUGAUUGCAGGAGGAGUUGAGGCUAACGAAUCCCAGAGGAAAUAUCUGAAUCUCAACCGAUGUUCACGUCCUAAUCCUCCACCAGGAUGUCAUCAACAUCCAAAUAAACCCCGUACCCCGGUUCACAAAUAUAGACGUGGCUGCACCAAAAUCAACCGAUGCCGCCGACAUCCGUAAUGGCUGUCUUAAGGAUGAG
Camelina sativa (false flax) is the source of this 265-nucleotide messenger RNA. NCBI's taxonomy places the organism in Eukaryota, Viridiplantae, Streptophyta, Magnoliopsida, Brassicales, Brassicaceae. The record is from RefSeq and is a predicted model, not a curated record.